CCUCGACAUCACGAGCGAGAGAAACAUGGCAACUCUUUUACCUCGCUAGUCGAUUUGCGACCAUCGGCGCGUGUAGAUCAAUGAUAAAGGAACGUCAACGACAGUGACAUUCUUAUUGUUCCGCAGGCGUUUUUUUCGAAAGAAAAAGAAAAUGCCAUCGAUUUGUUUUACGGAAUUUACAAUAGCGGGAAAUACCGUUAACGCGUACGUUUGCCAACGACAAAGAACACAAAACGCUGUGAAUAUCGAGCGGCAAGCAUUGGACCUGGAACAAAUGCUACAAAGCGGAACCAUAGGUGAAACACCUCUGACAUCUCGCACAUAUCCCUCAUCGAAAUUAGGACGUACGGUUUCGAACUAUUCCACAAUAGACAAAAGUGAAAGUCUUCCAAGUAACACAGACGAACACUACGGGAAGCUUAUUGCGCCAAGGAAAGAUCUCUUGAGUAUCGUUAUCCGUACGAUAACUCUUGUACGACAAAAUUGUAUCCUUCAAAGACGUGUAGAUGCUUUGCAAACGGAAACGCAGAGGAUUCUUCGUUCAGUACUAAAUAAAUCAGAAAAUCAGCGUCAACAAGAUAGAUUGCAAAUAUCGCAACUUGAAAGUGAGAUUGUCUCAUCAUCCACGGACAAGGUUGUCUCCAUGACAUCGGUAUUACUCGAUUCUGAUUCAAUCGGAAAUUCGCUUGGUCCCUCUCAUAGAGUUACUUCUACCUGCAAUAAUCAUGAUUACAAUGAAAAUUGUGCAUUCGUGUGUAAAGAAUAGGGUUACUAAUCAAUCUUUCUGUGCAUUUAUCUCUUUGCCCUCCCAUCCAUAUUUAUAAAAAAUUUUAUUCUAUAUAUACAUAUGUACAAAACACACACAUACACACACGCAUAUAUACAUAAUGCAUCUGUAUUUAUAAAUGCAUAUAUAGAAUAAAAUUUUUAUACAUGUAAUGAACUCUUCUCUCAACGAACAAACAAGUCAAGCUAAUAAAAGCCUAUCUUAAAUAUUAUAAAUUUUUAAAUAAUACAAACUAAACGAGAACAUUUCGUAACCGGAAGCAGCGAUAAUCUAUGAUUCUUGUAACAUUUAUAAACUAAUAUAGAAAUCUUUGCGGCAUUACUUCUGUUACAAUUUCAAAGUAACGUAUUACCGUAAUCUUAGAGAAUUAAAAUGCAUUUUAUCACAUUUAUCACAUGAUUUUCUUUAAUAUAUGAAAUUUAUUAAUUAUAUCCCUGAGAUAUAUGUAUUAUAAUUAUCAUACAAUUGUAAAACUAAAGUAUAGAUUAAAUGCAGUGUGCUAACAUUGCUUUCGAUCUGUCGGUUAAAUGUAAAUAUUUCAAAAUACAUCACGAUUAUGUGCACAAUAAGUAAUAAUUCUUUAACUCUGUGAAAUAUCUAUCAAAUUCUUUUAUAAAUAUAUUAUUUUUAUAUAUACGCACGC
Harpegnathos saltator (Jerdon's jumping ant) is the source of this 1430-nucleotide messenger RNA. RefSeq lists its product as uncharacterized. NCBI's taxonomy places the organism in Eukaryota, Metazoa, Arthropoda, Insecta, Hymenoptera, Formicidae. Bases 152 to 766 code for a protein of 204 amino acids. The record is from RefSeq and is a predicted model, not a curated record. The transcript is spliced from 3 exons.